Molecule: messenger RNA, 1239 nt
Organism: Candida tropicalis MYA-3404
Lineage: Eukaryota; Fungi; Ascomycota; Pichiomycetes; Serinales; Debaryomycetaceae
Gene: SGT1
Product: co-chaperone
Exons: 1
Coding region: 1-1239 (412 amino acids)
Biological process (GO): protein stabilization
Molecular function (GO): protein-folding chaperone binding
Source: RefSeq, a predicted model, not a curated record
AUGGCUGUUGAACAAUUCAUUAAAAAGGGAGACGAUGCUCUCAAGUCCAAAGACUACCUAGGGGCAAUUGAUAGUUAUUCAAAAGCAAUUAAAGAAAAUCCACAAGCGUUCACUGCAUUUUUGAAAAGAUCUACUGCCUACCAAAAAUUAAAGAAUGGUGACAAUGCAAAGAAAGAUAUCUCAAGUGCAUUUACCAUUGCCUCUGAAAGAGGAAGGAGAUCCGAAAUUGGGUUAUGUUAUUUCAAGUUGGGUUUGAUUUAUUAUCAGGAAAAGAAAAUCAAAUUGGCAUUAACUCAAUUUGAAAAAGCAAAGGAGUACGAUUGUAAGGAACUGACUUUGGAUAUGUGGAAAAACAAAGCGGAAUAUGACUUGAAGACUCAUCCUGAGUUAAAUGUUGAAGAUGAUGAAGACGCUGAUGAGGAACAAAUUAAUUUUGAUUCAAUAGUUGAAGAUGACUCAAAUUAUGCCCAAUCAUGUGAUAAACCAGAGCCAAAACCAGAACCAAAAAUAGUUGAAUUGAAGGAUGAUGAAGAGAGCGAAUCAAAACCAACUUCAACAGCUAAACCAACAGCUAAACCACAAGAAGAAACUCCAAAAUCUAGCAAUAUUGAUGUUCUUAACAAGAUUGCACCAUUGAAUGUUAAAAUUAGAGAUGACUGGUAUCAAUCAAACGAGGAGGUUAUCAUUACCAUUUAUGCCAAAAAGAUCAAUGAAGAUAAAUUAACAGUUGAUUUUGAUUCAAAAUCAGUUUCAAUUUCAUUUCCAAGUGCUGCGAAUUCCGAGUACAAUUACCACUUGGACCCAUUAUACGCCGAAAUUAUUCCAGCAGAAUCCAAAUACAAAGUCUACUCAACCAAGUUAGAGAUUACAUUGAAGAAAAAAGAGGCUAAUAAAUGGGCCGGUUUAGAGGCAGAAGCGCAAGAAGAAGAUAAUACCACAACAACUGGCGAGAGCUCCAAGAAGGAACAAUCAUCUGGUAUUGCCUAUCCAACUUCUUCAAGAAAGAAGGUGAACUGGAAUAAUUUCAAAGUAGAUGAUGAUGACAAAGAUGAAGGGGAUACUAAUGCAUUUUUCCAAAAGAUUUUCAAAGAUGUUGACGAGGAUUCAAGAAGAGCCAUGAUGAAAAGUUAUAUUCAAUCUAAUGGUACUGUUUUAACAACUAGUUGGGAUGAAGCCAAGGAUAAAGAAUUCGAAACAUCUCCACCAGAGGGAAUGCAAGCUAAGAAGUGGGGUACAUAA